Molecule: messenger RNA, 2025 nt
Organism: Phoenix dactylifera (date palm)
Lineage: Eukaryota; Viridiplantae; Streptophyta; Magnoliopsida; Arecales; Arecaceae
Product: transcription initiation factor TFIID subunit 15b-like
Molecular function (GO): RNA binding
Source: RefSeq, a predicted model, not a curated record
GGCUCUCCGCCCGAAGAAGAGUGCCCACAGAACUGAGGCAACUCUUGUCCUCGUCCGUUUCUCCCCUUUCUCGAUCUCGUUUCUCAAGAAAAGGAGGCAAAACCCCAGGGGCAUGUCGGGAUCGUACCGCUCUGCCCCGCCGCGCGGCGGCGGCGGCGGACGCGGCAGAGGUGGCGGUGCCGGUGCCGGUGGGGGCACUGGAUACGCCGGUGGUGGAUAUCAAGGCGGCGACCGCGGAAAUCGGGGAGGCGGCGGGUACCGAGGUGGGGGUCGUGGCGGCAGUGGAGGCCGAGAAGGGGAUUGGCUUUGCCCUGACCCUAGCUGUGGGAAUCUGAACUUUGCACGACGAACCGAGUGCAAUAAAUGUGGUGCUCCAAGUCCUAACAGUGGAGGAGGAGGAGGAGGAGGAGGAGGAGGAGGAGGUGGUGGUGGUUAUAAUCGAGGUGGUGGAUAUUACAGCAGAGGAGGUGGUGGUGGUGGUGGUUAUAGGGGAGGUGACGGGGGUUACGACAGGAACCGUGGUGGUAGGAGUAUUAACCAUGGUCGCAUAGGUGGUUCCUACAGUAGUAGUCAAGGUAGAGAUAGAGAUGACGCUGGUUAUGCUCAAAUUCUCCCACCAGCUCUGGCCUCAUAUGGUGGCCCUAUGGGAAACUACCCAUCCGGUCCAAACUCGUGUGGCCAGAAUAACUCUUAUGGUGGGGUGCCUGUUCCGCCGCCCAUUAGCUAUGGUGGGUCUCCUUCUUAUUCCCCUUCUUAUUGUGCCCCACCUCCAAAUCCAUAUGGAGGUGAUGCCUCCAUUGGUUGUGGGGUUCCACCGGUUGGUUAUGAUGGCGGAUAUGCUGAUCGUCCAAUCCCUGGCCGUGAUGGUGGUGCUCCUCCAUGCUAUGGGGGUGGUGGGCAUCGUGGUGCUCCUGUUGAGCCCCCUCUUCCAGUUAAGCAGUGCGACGGAAAUUGUGGGAAUUCCUGUGACAAUUCAAGGAUUUACAUCUCAAAUUUGCCUCCUGAUGUCACUACUGAGGAGCUUAGGGAGCUUUUUGGAGGAAUUGGGCAGGUUGGGAGGAUCAAACAAAAACGAGGCUACAAAGACCAGUGGCCAUGGAAUAUUAGGAUAUAUGCUGAUGAAUUUGGAAACAGCAAAGGAGAUGCUGUGCUAUCUUAUGAAGAUCCUUCUGCUGCACAUUCUGCAGGGGGAUUCUAUAACGACUACGAUAUGAGAGGCUACAAGAUUAAUGUCACAAUGGCCGCGAAGACUGCGCCUCGAGCUCCACCUUCAUAUGGGCAUGGAGGUGGGAGAGGUGGAUAUUCCAGUGGUGGAGAUAGGCGCCGAGACAAUUACCAUGAUGGGCGGGGUCCUGGACCCGAUAGGUACCACCAUGGAGGCCAGCGCUCCCGUCCAUACUGAAAGACAUUUUGUGUACUGAGAAUGCCAUCUCAAAGCUGUUUUCUAAUCAUAUUCACAUGAGUUGUACUCAACAAAAGGAGCCCAAGGUAGGUAGUUUAAUUAUCAUAGCAAAGCUAGUUCUUCUGCAAUUAAAGAUGUCGGAUGGGCCUUGGACUGAUGGAUUGUCACCAUGAAAUUGAUCUGUGUCUGUAAAUCUUUAUAGAGGCAUGUGGAAAUAAUCUCCAAAUUGUUAUAUUUGAAAAUUACAGGUGAGCGCUGCUCUUCUGAGUUGGUUGUCAUCUUUUGCCUGCCUCAUAUGAUGGUAUACUGAUGCCUUGCGUAUUUGUGUGAACUGAUAUGCCUCUCUCCGGUGGCAGUGUGAGCCAAACUAACCGUGCAUGCGAAAUGUGAGACUUCUGCUUUCGCUCAUGCCAGGUGUGCUCGUCUGUUCACCAAAUCUGAAGGGCAAUUUUUGCUGGCUGAAUGCUUUGCUGCCCUCAUGGCAUCAGGAUUUUAUUCCCUCUAAUUUUGUCAGGAGUAUAUUUAUUUCCAUUUCACCUUUUCUUUUCCCACCUUUAUCACCAGCCAUUAUCACAAAACAUGCUUAUUGAGAAAAUGGUGUUCAUGACCAUGCAGUUGCUAUC